AUGCUCGAAGCGCCCGCAGGAACGGCCAGCGCGAUUCCGGUGGUGGACUUGUCGGCAGGAGAGGCGGCGUGCGCCGCCGCCGUGGAUAAGGCAUGCAGCGAGGUCGGCUUCUUCCUGCUGGCCAAUCACGGCGUGCCACGUCAGCUCAUCGCCGACGCCUUCCACCAGACGAGGCUGCUCUUCGGCCUGCCCCCUGAAGCCAAGGCGGCUGUGCGGCAGGACAGCAACAACCGCGGGUACACGGCGUUCGAGGAGGAGGUAUUAGACCCGGCGGUGCAGGGGCAGCGCGGCGACACCAAGGAGGGCUACUACGUGGGGGUGGACAUCCCCCCGCACGACCCCCGUGCCCACAAGCCCCUGCACGGCCCCAACGUCUGGCCGCCCGCAGACCUCCUCCCCGCCUUCUGUCCCACCAUCACUGCCUACUUCUCCGCCUGCCUCUCCCUCGCCCGCCGCCUCCUCCCCAUCCUCGCACUCGCGCUCGGGCAGCCGCGGGACUUUUUCGAUCUCCCCGGAAGAUUCGACGACCCAAUAGCGCUGCUGCGGCUGCUGCACUACUCGGGGGAGGCGUCUCGGCCGCAGGAGGGCGUGCUGGGCGCGGGCGCGCACACGGACUAUGGCAUGCUCACCCUGCUGCUCGUGUCACACCCUGGCCUGGAGAUCUGUGUGGAUCGCAGCAGUGCGGCACAGCAGUGGGUGCGCGUGCCAGUGGUACCAGGCACGUACAUUGUGAACAUAGGCGACAUGCUGGAGCGGUGGAGCAACGCCACAUGGCGCUCCACCCUGCACCGCGUGCUCGUGCUGCCCGAUGGGGAGGAGGAGGAGGAGGAGGAUGGUGGCGGCAGCAUCAGUGCUUGUGGGAUUGAGGGUCAUCCCGCUGGUAGUGCUGCUGCAGGCGGUGGUACUGCUGCUGGCACUGGCGACUCUGGUGGUGGUGGCGGUGGCAGCGAGGUGUUGGCAGCGGGGAGGGUGUCGCUGCCGUUCUUCUUUGAGCCCAACUUCGACUGCCUUGUGGAGUGCGUGCCCUCUCGGGUUGAUGCUGCCAACCCUGCACGGAGACAUGCUGGAGCGAUGGAGCAAUGCCACAUGUUCACAUGGAUCUGCAUCCCCUGCCCUCCCCCUCUUUCUGGCCACUGCUCUUCCUCCUCACGCAUGUCCCUCCCCCCAAUCCUCCCGCCUUCCACUUCUCUCCCUCCUCUCAUGCCCCUCUCUAUCCUCCCAUGCCCCGCACCCCUUUCACUCCUCUCCACCUACCUCUCCCCAACGUCACUCCAGGUUUCCCCCAACCACCAGCGGGCACUACCUGCUAUCACGCUAUCAGGCCACCCACAAGGACCUUCAUGA
Messenger RNA from Closterium sp. NIES-65, 1344 nucleotides. The record is from the annotation of a GenBank genome assembly. Lineage: Eukaryota; Viridiplantae; Streptophyta; Zygnematophyceae; Desmidiales; Closteriaceae.